ACGUCUCUUGCGUAUCUAUAAACAUUAUUUCAAAAUGCCGAAACGAAGUGCCGAUGAAAAGAUAGCUCAUUACCAACGAAAAAUAAGAAAACUCGAAUUAAAAGAAAACCAAAGGCGAUUACAAGUAUUAAAUACUUCCCCUGUAGGCAGUUCUGAUAAUGAGGAAGAACCUUUGGAGGAUGAUAUACCAAACGAGGAACAGCCGAUGCAAUGUCUGACAGCUAUACCAGACCCACCUAACGUGGUAGAUCAAACAGUUUUGAUGGAACCAGUCUCGGUUUCAGUAGACCCCGCACAAUCACAAGAUAACGCGGCUGUACCAGAGUUAGACCCUGAAAUUUUAUCGGCUUUAGGAGAGGCAGUUGAUGACACGCCUAAAUUCGGCGAAAAGAUUCAUCCCAACUUGGCUCAACGUUGGUUACCUUUACUUCGAAAAGGCUUAACUAAAGAAGCGAAGGAGAACCUGUCAAAACAGUACCUAGUUCCGGAAAAUUGUCCAUUGCUACAGGCACCGAAACUGAAUGUCGAAAUUGCAGCGGCGAUUAACGAAGCCGUUCGAAACCGAGACAAAAAGUUGGAAACCACGCAACAGCAGCUCGGUAUCGGGAUGAGCGCCAUAAAUCGAGCUGUAACACUCUUGCUUACAGGCGAUGACAAAGUUGCAGCGAUAAAACAUUUAAGCGAUGGUUGUCGCGUCUUAUGCGACUUACAUUAUAUGGAAACGCAAACUCGGAUAAAACUCAUAACACCUGGACUAGCCAAGCCUUUCCUCAACGUCAUCCAAGACAGUGAGCGGGACGAGACCUUGUUCGGUAACAAACUUCCCGAAAAAAUUAAGGCGUCCAAGGCAAUAGAAAAACAAGGGCUGCAGAUUAAAAAACCUGCAACCAAUAAUAAUACCAAGAGUGCAACUCCAAAUACACCGACAACUUCCCGCGCUCCCGUCUACCAUUACCAAUACCAGGGAAACUGGACAGGCCCUCCGCGCUACCAGUCGAACAGGGGGGGGCGAGGGGGGCAGAAGAGAGGAGCAGUAGGGCCGACCCGCAGAGCACCGCAGCCACAGUCUCGCGCAGCUGGACAACCGAAAACACGUGCUGCUCCCCAGCAAUAAACGAGGAGCCAGCACCCGCUUCACAAGCAGCUUAUCCUGGGUGCCGCGGUGCUCUCCGGCUCUCAUUCACGCGACGCUCCGUGCCGCCGGUAGCCUGGGAACUGAUGCUUGCAUCACUUUCUGACAAUACCAUUAUGCAAU
Messenger RNA from Pectinophora gossypiella (pink bollworm), 1255 nucleotides. RefSeq lists its product as uncharacterized. Bases 35 to 1114 code for a protein of 359 amino acids. The record is from RefSeq and is a predicted model, not a curated record. NCBI's taxonomy places the organism in Eukaryota, Metazoa, Arthropoda, Insecta, Lepidoptera, Gelechiidae. The transcript is spliced from 3 exons.